This is a messenger RNA of Leptopilina boulardi, 2065 nucleotides long. RefSeq names its product SUZ domain-containing protein 1. The coding region runs from base 198 to 707 and encodes 169 amino acids. Lineage: Eukaryota; Metazoa; Arthropoda; Insecta; Hymenoptera; Figitidae. The record is from RefSeq and is a predicted model, not a curated record. The transcript has 5 exons.
GGGAGGGGAAAUCUCGUCUUUCUGCUGUGGCAACUUUCUGCUCUUCUGGGGUUCUCUCUCUCUGUGGUGUGGAAUUUUUUUUUUUCAACAGUGAAUUUUUGACAAAACAUUUUUUUAUAGUAAAAAAAAAAAAAAAAAAAAUUAGUGAUAUUUGUACAGUGAGGAAAAGAAAAUAGUUUAGAAAAAUAAAUAACGUAAUGGCAACAGUUGACGAUGUUUUCGAAAGUUGGGAGGAUAUGGAAGCUUCCGGGGCUCUAGAUCGAAAAUUGAAUGAUCUUCAAAUAAAUCCUUUGGACGAAUUAAAUGACGAAACUUCAAGGCUCACAAGCAAUAACGGCACAAGCACGAGAAUGAUUAUUUUAGGUGAUGACGCAUUACGUUCACAAUAUGUACCACCGAAACCAACGGUGAAAAUUUUAAAAAGGCCUUCAAGAAAUUCACAGGGUAGUGGCGAUGGUCCACUUUUAAAUGGCGAAAAACCAAAGCAACCAAUCAAAUCUCUUAAACAAAGAGAACAAGAAUAUGCCGAGGCAAGAAAAAGAAUUUUAGGUGAAGAGAAAAGUCCCGAGGAAAAAAUUGUUCAAGAAGUUAGUAAAAUUCAACCGAAGCCUUCAGUAUCAGUUCUAGGUGGCACUAGUGUCCCUAGUAAUGUGAUACGAAUGCCAAUGGGACCGGAUGGUACAAAAGGAUUUAAUGUAAGAAGAUAGCGCGUUAUUGAGGAGUUUCUCGUAAUUGUAAUCCAACUUGAACCUCUCGAAUUCUCUUCGAAGGAGAGGCGGCUAUGAGGCCGUGAUCAGCAUUCAGCUUCGUGCUCCAAAAAAAAAGAGAAAAAGAACACGAAAAAUUGAUCUCAAGUGGUGAAAAAGAAAAAAAAAUUAUAUAAUUCACACUCGAUCGACAAAAAAAAAAAAAAAAAAAAAAUGGGAGCGCGAGCUUACAGCUGUAUUCACAGCAUGUCUGUCUCGAAUUUUUAAAAUGUACAAAAAAGAAUAAGAAGAUGAAGAAAAAUGGAAUUACGCUUUCCAAAUAAUGAACUCGUAUUUUUUUUCCUUUUUUUUUAAACGAGUUUUAUAUAUAUAUAUAUAUAUAUAUAUAUUGAAGACCUACUGUCAAUCUUUGAAUACUCAGAGCGCGCGUGUAUUUUUUUUCGGUGAUCGAUUCUAUAAUUUAAAAAAAAAAUGUAGACAAAUUUAUUUAUGCAGAUUUCACUGUUCAAAGUUUAUUUAUAUUUAUUUUUUUUUGAACAGUGUUUCUCUGUCUUGUUAAAAGAAAAAGUCAAUUUUUUAUCUGCACUGUAAAAUAUAAUAAUGCAUUGACUGACGACUCUUGUUUUACAAAAAAUUUUUUUUCUAUUUAUAAUAAUAAUAAUAAUAAUAAUAAUAAUAAUAAUGUGGCAAUAUGUGACAGAAUGUUUAUUCAAUUUUAUCUACACGGAGAAACAAUAAAAAAAGGCAAAAAAAUUUUUUUUAAGUAAAAUUUACCGAACUGAUUUAGGAAAAUUUUACCAAACUGACAUAGUAAAAUUUACCAAAUCAUUGGAAAUGUUACCAUACUGAUUUGGUAAAACCAGUUGAAAGUAAAUUUUACCAUGUUAAUUUUGUAAAAUUUACCAAACUGAUAUAGUAUAAUUUAUGAAACGCAGUUAGAGAGUAAAUUUUACCAAACUAAUUUAGUGAAAUUUACCAAGCUUUACAAUUUUUUUUUCUGUUUUUUAUACAUUCUGCCUCCUUUAAUUUCAUUUUAGAACUGUAAUUUUAAGAAUUCGGAGGAAUUUCUUUUUGGGAUUGUUUUUUUUUUUUUUUUACAUAAAACACCAAAUGUGUAGGUAUUUGCUAAUCUCAUUGGGGUAAAAGAAAAAAUGUAUUUUUCUAUAGUAUUGAAAUAAUAUACAUAAAUGUUUCUUUUUUUUGUAUAUAUACAUACAUGUAUAUUCUUUUAGGAUCUAUAAAGAAAAAAAUAAUUAAGACUAGAUAUCCAAAGUUUCAUUUCCGGGCAACUUGUUUCAAUUUAUAAAUGUAUGAAAAGAUUAAUAUGAUUGUUAAUAAAAAUUUCAUAUAUUGUGGUU